AUGACUGAUUAGGCACAAGCACCACCAGAUGUGGACAUCUUUCAACAGACAAUGGAAAAGAAUUCUCAUCGUGCAUCAAUCUUUGAAAUAAUUCUGGAGAGUACCCUAUUUUAAGUAAUAAUCAACAUUCUGACUCUGUAUGCUCUUUUUGGAGAUGAUGUAAGAGUUGCUGCUUUUCGGUUAAGCGCAGACAUAGUUUUUGAUGCAUUGAACAUUACAUGUUUGAUAAUGUUUUCUACAGAAAUCAUACUGUCAGUAAUAGUUAAAGAGGGAUACUUUCUGUCCUUCUUCUUCUGGCUUGAUACAAUUUCAACAAUUUCUUUAUUGCUUGAUAUUAGUCUUUUCAAUUAGGCUGUUGGAUUGAGUGGAGCUGGAGGUUAAGCUAAAAACACAGCAGGCCUGGCAAGAGCAGGAAGAGCAUCUAGAGUGGGAACUAAGGCGGGUAGAGUAGUUAGGUUGGUGAGGUUGAUAAGGUUGGUUAAAGUUUAUAAAUCUGCUAACAAGGAUGACGAAGAUAAAGUUUAAAAAUUGCUUUCACAAAGAAGAUAGAAAAGAAAGACUAAUGCAGUGGAACCACAAUUAUAAGAUAGAGUUGAAUAACAAAAUCCUGGAUAAGGUGAGGAACUAGAAACUAAAGAAUCGAAGGUUUCAAAAAUGCUAUCAGAUUCAACUACUAAGAAGGUCAUUAUAGUGGUCUUGGCUUUAUUGUUUUUAAUUCCCUUGUUUUCUGUGGAUUACUUUGUGUCUCCUCCAACAAGUAUGUUGAUGUAAUCUUAAUAAUUUGUAAAACUUGCUGAAUCAGAAGCCUCAACAUAUGAAGAUGUUAAAAAUGCAUACUCAUAAAUUAUCAUUGAUCAUAGUGGAAUCGAUAAUUACAUUGUGUUGUUCACUAGUCCCCUUUACAAUUAUGAGGAUUUCCCCAUUUAUUAGAAUGAUGACUAUCCAAAUUUAAGAACUGACGAGUAGGAUGUCGGUGCAUACACCUUAGAUUAUGACACUCUCAUCAAAACUACUAAUCUACCUGAUGCUGCCAUUGCGUCUUUCGACAAGGACAACCCUGAUGUUGUGGGUAUCUUGAGUACAAGAUAAGCAGCUGUGAUGACAAGUAUCUUAUCAAUUAUCAGAACUAUCUUUGUGAGCAUAGUCUUGACUUUUGGAGCUAUGAUGUUUUCAAAGGAUUCUAAUGAUUUGGCAUUGAGACCCUUGGAAAGAAUGAUUGAAAAAAUUAAUAAAAUAGCCAAUGAUCCUUAAAUUGUUACAGAAAUGGCUGUGAUACAGAAUGAAAACUCAAAUGAAACAGUUAAGAUUGAAAAUACAAUUGUUAAAAUUGGAACAUUGCUUGCCUUAGGAUUUGGUGAUGCUGGUACUGAAAUUAUUAGAAUAAAUAUGAAAAAGUAAGGAGAUGUCGAUCCCAUGUUGCCUGGAAUAAAAAAAGUAGCUAUCUAUGGAUUUUGUGAUAUCAGAAAUUUCACUGAUGCAACCGAAGUACUUUAAGAGGAUGUCAUGGUGUUUGUGAAUAAUAUUGGAGACAUUGUACACACCAUGGUCGAUAGAUACAUGGGAGCAGCAAACAAGAAUAUUGGCGAUGCAUUUUUAUUGGUGUGGAAAACUAGACCAGAAACAUAUUCUUUUGAAGAUGACAAUGUAAUUUGGCAUGACAAAUAAUAUAUUUCAACCUUGUCUGAUUGUGCCUUGAUCUCGUUUAUGAAGAUUCAAUGCAAAAUAAACAGAGAACCCAAGAUCCUCGCUUACAGACAAGAUAAAAGACUUUAAGCGAGAAUGGACAAUUACAAGGUCAAGAUAGGGUUUGGACUCCACAUGGGAUGGGGAAUCGAAGGAGCCAUUGGAUCCAACUAUAAAAUUGAUGCUUCUUACUUGAGUCCCAAUGUGAAUAUGGCAUCAAGACUAGAAGCAGCUACUAAACAAUAUGGUGUGCCCAUUUUGAUUUCUGAAUCACUUUAUGAGCAUUUCUCACCUGAAUUCCAAGAAUAUAUCAGACACAUUGACAGAGUUUGUGUCAAGGGUUCCAACAUCCCAGUUAGUCUUUAUACUAUUGAUAUGAAUGUGGACAAUUUACCUCCUAGUAAUGAUCCAUCAGCCAAAUACAAAGAUUUCACUAAAGAAGAGUUGAAAAUGCUUUUGAGAUAAAAGAAAUUGGAAAUUAAAGAACAGGUUGAAAGUGGAGAAUUUAAAGCUAUAGAACAUCUUUAAGAUAACAAAGAUAUGAGAUUUUUAUUGACUGGAUUUAAGAAAGAUUUUAUGGAAGUAUUUGGCAAAGCCUUUUAAGCCUAUUUGGACGGAGAUUGGAAGACUGCUCGUGCCAUGUUCCAAGAGGCUCUUAAACUAAAGCCAAAUGAUGGUCCAACAGAAGCAGUUUUACAUAGUAUGGAGGAAACCAAUUAUCAGAAACCUAGCGAUUGGAAAGGAUAUAGAGAAUUAACAGAGAAAUGAUUAAUUAUAAAUAAUGAAUAAAUUUACACUGAAGUUU
Molecule: messenger RNA, 2488 nt
Organism: Paramecium tetraurelia
Lineage: Eukaryota; Ciliophora; Oligohymenophorea; Peniculida; Parameciidae
Exons: 6
Biological process (GO): intracellular signal transduction; cyclic nucleotide biosynthetic process
Source: RefSeq, a predicted model, not a curated record